Chironomus riparius is the source of this 3708-nucleotide messenger RNA. The record is from the annotation of a GenBank genome assembly. NCBI's taxonomy places the organism in Eukaryota, Metazoa, Arthropoda, Insecta, Diptera, Chironomidae.
AUGGCUCAGAAAAAAUUAUUAAUUACAUUAAAUAAGGACGAAUAUGGAUCAUUUGGGUUCUCUUUGCUGGGUAAAUUUGAAGGAAUCCCACAUGUAAUAUACGAAGUAAUCGAGGAUUCACCUGCAGCAGACGAAAUUGAAGCUGGAGAUGUGAUUUUAAAAGUCAAUGGAACAGACGUGCAUCGUUACUCGACAAAAGAAGUAUUGAAAUGUCUUCGAUUAUCAGAAGAUCCGGUCACAUUAGAAUUAAAACGAGAUCCAAACAUAAAGGAUCAUGUGAGGAAAUAUUUAGCAACAAGUGCAGGACAAGAUAUAGGAAAUUCAUCGUCAAUUCCAUCAUCGCCAGUAAAUAGUUCAUCAAAAGGACAUCGAACAAGUUCGUCAGACUCAUCUGCAUGUCGAAAAUCUCGAAUUCCGGUUAAUAAUGUUAGAAUUUCAUCAAUAAGUGCUCCACAAUCACCACAAGCAAUAAAGCCAAAAUAUCAGUCACAGAUACCGACCGCAAACGGUAUAACAACAAAGAAACAAACACCAAGGUUUGAGGCGUAUAUGAUGACAGGAGACUUAAUAUUGAAUUUAUCAAGAACGCCACAAAGUUCUAAUCUGAUACCAGCACAAGCAAAAAAGUCAACAAUGGAUAGUUUAAGAGACUCGCCAGUUAGAAGUUUAAAACGAAAGAAUGGUGUAGCACCAAAAGCGAAUUACGAUUCAUCACCUUCGGAAUCAUCAUCAGCGAGUAUAAAUGAAUUAGGAUCUUAUGAAACGUCAGAGAAUCACAUCCAUCAAAACAGUAGUAGUAAAGAUGACAAUCGUAAAGCGAGUAAACUGAGUCGAUUUACGGCAAGUGAUUCACACACGACAAAUGAGAGUUUGGACGAAGAAGAGGAGCAACUAUUAAUGGAGAAUUCUAAUAAUCCAUCACCAGAAUUGUUUGAAGACGAGCGUAAUAAUAAGAAAUAUAAUAUAACAAAUAUAGGCUGUGCAAAUAAUAUGUCGUCGUCUUCAUCAUCAUCUCCAACAAAUACAAAUUCGUCUAAUUCAUCAACGAAUAACAAUUAUGAUGGUGGCGGAAGUAAAGAUCAUGAGAAUGAUGGUGAUCAAGAGAUUAACAAAACAUCAUCGUCGCAUGGACAUAAGAAAAAUCAAAAAUAUACAGUUUUAUACAAUGAAGAAAAUCAAAUAAUUCAACAGCAACAACAAAACAAUUUAGAUGUACGAAAAGAAUUGAAUGUGACGCCAAGUCUAUCAAUGUCAUCUACAACGACUACUUCCUCAGCAUCAACGACAAUAAAUCGAAGUGAAAAUUUACUUACGCCAACUUUGGAUGUAAACAUUUCACAUUCUGUGCCUACAUCACCAACGUCACUUUCUACGCCGCUAUUAGAUGCAGCUAAGAAACGAGAUUUAGCUGUCAGCUCAGUUCCAACAAGUCCCGAGUGCAUUCAACAGGAAAUGGUUGUACGGAGAAAUAGUAGUAAUAUACAAAAUCAACAGAAUGGCAUAGCACUUAGGAAAUGUGACGUUAGUGGAUUCCGAACUAGUCGAUCUGAGGAUCAUCUUCAACAUUCACAACGAGAAGGCAUUAUGGGAAAUGCAAUUCCUAUUGAUAUUGAUGAGGACAUCAAUAGCUCAUUAAAUACACUUUUAGAUACAAGACAUGAUUCAGAAGAUUCACAGAAUUCAAAUCGUGACCUACGAGUAGUAUGGACUUAUAAUGCACCAGUUGCUCAAAAUACGACGAAUAUUCAUGGCAGUAAUAAUAUGCAAGGCAUAACGUCUCCCACAUCACACUCAAGUUCAAUUAGCACAUCUCCACAACAUAGUGAUAGUCCCGCAUCUCCAACAUCUGUGUCAAGUUCCGUAAUGUCAUCGUCUGGAUCAAAAGGAAAUGGUCUAGGCAAUGUUUGCGGACAAAAUAUUAUGUUUUUAAGUAGUGGUGGUGGUGAUCAGAGCCAAAGUGUAUCGGAAGCAAUUUCCAACAUUUCAAGUCCCGAUUAUCAAGACGAGCACGAUUUACUAAGUACACGAGAUUUAUCGGCAGCAAUGGCAAUAAGCGAUCCAAGCGAUUCCGAUUCAACGUUAAUUGUUGAUCAAGUAAGAAAAGAGAAGGAACAAAAAGCUGUGAUUCAAGUAAUGACUAAUGAUGGUCUUAAAUGCAAUGCCAAUGAUUUAAUAUAUACAGAAGACGAAUUAGCAACACUUACCAAUGAACCAAUUAUACUAUCAGUAUCAGAAAAUCAGGAACAUCGUGGAUCAUCACCUAUUUCAGACGAUGGAUCAGACGUCGAUUCACUUCAUUCAUUCCAUUAUUCUCCAAAAGCAGUCGACAUUCCAAGUGCUGUGCGACUUGCGAAGAGAUUAUACACAUUAGACGGCUUUAAGAAAAGUGAUGUUUCAAGACAUUUAAGUAAAAAUAAUGAAUUUAGUCGAGUUGUUGCCGAUGAAUAUUUAAAAUAUUUUCAAUUUGAGAAGCUGACAUUGGAUGAGUCACUUCGUCAAUUUUUAAAACAAUUCGCACUAUCGGGUGAGACACAGGAGAGAGAAAGGGUUUUAGUGCACUUCUCAAAACGCUAUCUAGACUGCAAUCCCAAUACAUUUAAUUCACAAGAUGCUGUGCAUACGUUAACAUGUGCGAUUAUGCUGCUAAACACGGACCUUCAUGGACAAAAUAUCGGUAGGAAAAUGACAUGUUCUGAAUUUAUUGAGAAUCUAAGCGAGCUCAACGACGGAGAUAAUUUUCCAAAGGACGUAUUAAAACAUUUAUAUCAAGCUAUUAAAAGUAAUCCAUUGGAAUGGGCGCUCGAUGACGAUCCAGCUGAUAUUAAUCAAAAGCAAAAUCGUCAUGAAAGCAGCUUACAAGGACCGCCAGUUGGCACCAAUCCAUUUUUGGAUAUACCACAGAAUAUACCAGCAGUUGAAUAUAAAAAGGGAUAUGUGAUGAGGAAAUGCUGCUAUGACUCCAACAAUAAGAAAACGCCUUUUGGAAAGCGAUCAUGGAAGAUGUUUUAUUGUACAUUAAGGGAUCCACUUGUUAUGUAUCUUCAUAAAGAUGAGAGGGGAUUUCACAAAAAUCAGCUCUCUGAUAAUGUUCACAAUGCAAUAAGAAUUCAUCACUCGCUAGCGACAAGGGCAGCAGAUUACACCAAAAAGCAGCAUGUAUUUAGACUUCAGACAUCUGAUCAAUCAGAAUAUUUAUUUCAAACGAGUGACUCUAAGGAACUCCAAUCAUGGAUUGACACAAUUAAUUUCGUUUGUGCCUCUUUUUCAGCGCCACCACUAGAAGGCGGUGUUGGAAGUCAAAAACGUUUUCAGCGUCCUCUACUUCCUUGCUCACAGACUAAGUUAAUGUUGCGGGAUCAACUAGCAUCACAUGAGGAGCAAGUAACGAAAUUAGAGAGCGAGAUAACUGAACAUAAACAAGGAACAGUGCCAACUAAAGGAUUAGCUUUACAAAAUUAUCGAGAAAAAGAAGCAUAUUUACAAUUUGAGCUGAAACGAUAUAAAACAUACGUCUAUCUAUUAAGUUCCCACUUGAACUCAAAUCCAACAGAUCUUAUUAAUAUUAUAAUAAAUAGUGGCGAAAAUUCGACACCAACAACACCAACAUUAGGCGAAGAAGAUGAGUUGAGAGCAUUAACUCAACAGCAAGGGACGAACAGGUAUAGUUAUCGAGCCGCAAUAUAUCGAUCCGAACAAGAUAUAGGAUGA